Amorphotheca resinae ATCC 22711 is the source of this 843-nucleotide messenger RNA. RefSeq lists its product as hypothetical. The coding region runs from base 1 to 843 and encodes 280 amino acids. Lineage: Eukaryota; Fungi; Ascomycota; Leotiomycetes; Helotiales; Amorphothecaceae. The transcript is spliced from 3 exons. The record is from RefSeq and is a predicted model, not a curated record.
AUGACCUCCCUACUAAAGAAGGAUGUUGCUUUGGCGCGUCCCAUGUUCGACCCGCUCCCUGGUUCAGUUCAUAUCAAGGCCCUCGUUAAGCGUACAGCGUUGAAAAAGCACCGCCUGUCCGACCACGUUCUUGGUUGCAUCUACCUUGGUUUGUACCUAGGUGUGUUCAAGAAGGUAGAGGCAGAUAUCUUUGAAACGUGUUUCGUCAGGGAUGUUAAACUCGGAAAAAUUCAUGUUCACUUCGGAGAGGCCUUUACUGAUCCGGAUGGGAACGUGAUGGCUGUAAACGGGAAGCUGUUCUGUGGCGACGUCACUAACUUCGCGGUGUCUACGUACACGUUUGACACCACCAACCAGCAUCCCGGGUUCCAUGACUGGGUCAGUGAUGCCCUUUACGCUGGCUCUACCAUUCAUGACGAAGACGCCGCCCCUCUCAUCCAUGCCGCUCUCAUCCUCAACAUGACAAUGUUGAAAGAAAUUAUGGCCGUCAACGGCUGUGGCAUUGGAGAACUCCUUGAGCGAACCUUGGUAGAUACACCAGGGAGAAAGCUACGCCAAUUAGGGAUAAAGCUUAUCCCAAAUGAUCCUACAGUAAUGGAGAAGACCUACCAGAGUAGGGGAGGAUCGUGUACCGCGUUUACGUUAAGAGUCAUUAUCGAGGCUGGGCGAUCCUUUGACGAGUUUACAAUUGGAAGCAACAAGUUGCAUCGGGUAGCAUGGGAUAAUGACUAUCUUAUUUGUUCUUCCAAGAAGAUGAUGAUGGUUACAGAACCAUCAAACUUUCGAGAUGGAGGAUUCAUGGAUCCUACACUUAGAAAUUCCAGUUUCCAACAGGAGGAGUAA